AUGUGGAUUCUUGAAUGUUCAGGGAAUGAUCUCAAAGGGAAAAAAUCAUGGCUUCGUCCAGGAACAAAACUACAUUUUGGGCGAACAAAUAUCAAUGAUGAGGGACAAGUUAUUGUGUUAUCGCACAAGACUAUCUCCCGAAAUCAUCUCACAAUUGAAGUGAAUAUACCAGACCAGCUUGACUUUCAUAAUCCUCAUAAUCGAUCGAAGAUUGUGGUAAAAGACCUCAACACCAAAAUCGGUACCUUUUUAAAUGGAAAACAAAUCAGGGGAUCCAGUGUCGAAUUGGACAAACCCCACAAUAAGAUCCAAUUAGGCCGUUACGAACACAAUUACUACAUAAUAUGGGUGCCCGUCAACUUUACCUUUUCUUUCGAAACCGAAGGUGACAGCACGGAUCUUAUCAGCAAACUACGUUCCUCUUUUGGACCGCUUGAUAUCAAGAUACUUGCCAACUAUGAACGCGAAAAUACCACAUAUGUUAUUAGCGGUAAACGGAAUACUGGCAGAAAUCUUCAAGCCCUUAUUGAUGGGAAGCACAUUUUACAACACGAAUCAUUCAUUAAUGCCCUCGCUUCAACGACCUCAGUAGAAAAUAAAGGGCUUGAACUUGACUUUUACGGGAACUUCCCGAAGCCAGCUGAACACUUGCAUCCCAUUAACGAUACACUAACGCAACUUAAGGAAACUGAUUUUUAUCCCAGUACGGUACGGCAAAAUAUUUUUGAGGGUUACACUUUUAUAUUUCACGAAAAAUCUCAAUUUGUCGAGUAUAGCAACCCAAUUACUGCCGGUAGUGGAAACGCUUAUUUAUAUGAGAUGAAACCUCAUGAAACGAAGAUCGAUGAGUUCACGGGAUACAUUAAAAAUUUUAGCCGUGAGCGAGAGUCGAGUGAACAUUGCAGCCGAGAAAAAGCCAGAACAUUAAUUUUGAUAGCAUUUAAUCCUCCAAGGAAAUCUGAUUCAAACUGGCAUACAGAGUUCAGGAAGCAGGCCUCUCUAACUUUACGUUGUCAUUUUAUUGAUCCAGAUGAGCUUUUCAAAGCAGUUAUCAAGAACGAUAGAAGUACUUUAAAAAAUUAUGAAUACAAGAACUUUGAUCACGUGGAUUACGAGCCAGUUUGUUUAAGAUCUCGUAAUACUAUCAAGGCUCAGAAGGAUAUCCCAUUUCUUGAAAGUGAAAAACUGUUAAAUCCUCUACCGCGAAAUGGCGGUAGAGUUCGUCGAAAUGGUCGCCUCAAGAUGAUAGGGUUUGACGACGAUUUCUCUGCAAAAUCCAGUCCUCCUAAAGCUGUACCUGAACCUCCGACAGAGUUAGCUGGUUACACUCGGUCAAUUGACGAAUCCCAAUCUCAGGCUAUAACUCCUGUUGAAUAUCUCUCAACUACGGAAGGUUCCAUAUUUAGAGGCUUAACUGCACCAUCGGGCUUCAUAAAUACGGCGAUUAAGCAUGAAGCUGAAAACCCAAAUGAUCGGAAAAGAAAAAAUGUUAUAUCACCUGUCGAAGAGAAGCAUAGUGAUAUAUUAUUAAAUUUUGGACUAUCUACACCUUCGCGGAAGCGAAGAAGGAUCUCUAGAGCUGAGCAUGCAGAUAUUCACGAAUCGAUAAUACCGCUCCCAAAUAUUCAGACAAAACAAGGAAAUAUAAUUGAGAGGGAAAUCGAUCGAAAUAAAUCCACCGAAGCUGAUACUGAGAUAGAAGAGGUGUCAAGAGAUAAUAAAGAGGAACGCCAAAAUAUUGAGGCAGAAUACGGUGAUGAUCAGGAGCAAGUGUCCCUCGAAGAUAAAUUAAACGUUCUCCAAUUAGCUGAAAUUCGGAACAAGAUAAAAAUUGAGAAUAUCAAAGUCAGAAUGACUAACCAAAGCGGCAAAAUGAUACGUCCACCAUCCGAUCAUGGCUGGGAUGAGCGUUGGAAUGGAAGGAAGAACUUUAAAAAAUUCCGCCGAAAAGGAGAGCCGGGUAACGUUAACGGUUUCAAUAAAGUAAUCGUACAACUUGUAGAGGCUAAAGAUGGAGAUCGAGAAGUUUCUGGAGACCUCUGGGACGAUGAAGAGUUGAUAAGCACGAAUUACACAAAGAAAAUUGAGAAAAAUCAGCUAAAGAAACGGGAUCAACAACUGUCUGAUUUCAACAGGAAACGACACCAACGAAGCCUAGCAAAGACCGGUACUCGUGAAACUAUUCAAACCCAAAACCUAGGCGUUGGUGAUCAUAAACGGGUAGCAGAAUACACGAAAGGCAAUAUGAGACAAGUGAAAAGGCCAAGAAUGACAACCAUCGAGAAAGAGCAAGAUCACAGCGAAGACAGUGACGAUAGUUUAAAAUUCCGGUUCAGAAAGAAUUCAUAA
Messenger RNA from Blumeria graminis f. sp. triticale, 2349 nucleotides. The record is from the annotation of a GenBank genome assembly. NCBI's taxonomy places the organism in Eukaryota, Fungi, Ascomycota, Leotiomycetes, Helotiales, Erysiphaceae.